Molecule: messenger RNA, 1308 nt
Organism: Lolium perenne
Lineage: Eukaryota; Viridiplantae; Streptophyta; Magnoliopsida; Poales; Poaceae
Product: RPM1-interacting protein 4
Cellular component (GO): plasma membrane
Source: RefSeq, a predicted model, not a curated record
GCCCGAGCUGAUCAAAAAGCUCAGCUACAGGCCGCCAGGACCCCGGACAGGAGGAAGAAACAAGCGCAUAUAAUCCUCAUCUCCCUCCUUGGCUCCUGCCACCUGACCUGAGCCCAGCCACCGUUCCACGAACUCAUCGCCCGGCCCUGAUCAAGAUCUCUCCAUCUUCCUCUCCGGCCGCUCCAGGAAUCGACCACCAUGGCAAAGCAGCAGAAGAACGGCGCGCACAUCCCCAAGUUCGGCAACUGGGACAACGACGGCAACGUCCCCUACACCGUCUACUUCGACAACGCGCGCAAGGGCAAGGGCGUCGGCGGCAAGCCGAUGAACCCCAACGACCCCGUCGACAACCCGGAGGCCUUCUCCUCCUCCUACGCCGCGCCGUCCCCGAUGCGCUCCGGCUCCGAGCACGGCAGGGCGGCGGCCAACCUCCCUCCUCCUUCCCCGCCUCCCGCCCACCGCCACGAGCGCCGCCCCAGCGACGCGCCCGCGCCGCCGCCGCCCAUGUCUCCCAGCCCCUACGGCGGGGCGUCGCCGUACCGCGGCGAGGCACCGAGGAGAGCCGCCGGACGGGCAGGCGGGUACAGCGUAGAGCAGUCGCCGUCACCGUCGCCACUGCACCCGUACAGCCAGUCCAGGGCCGCCGAUAACUCCGUCGAGGCCAGCCCCUACGGCCUCGUCGCCAACUCCACCGACCGGCCCAACCGUGCCAGGCCCGCGCCGCGCGGCAACGAAACGCCGACGAGAGGUUCGGCGGUGCCCAAGUUCGGCGACUGGGACUCCAACCCGGCCUCGGCGGACGGCUACACGCACAUUUUCAACAAGGUGAGGGAGGAGAAGAGCACCCAGGCCAAGGCGCCGGCGGGGUUUGAUAAGGACGCCGGCCCGCGUGGGCGUGGCAACGGCCCCAGGCAGCACGACGACGGCUACGUCUCAUCGAGCCGCUGGUGCUUUGGGUGGUGCAAAUAGGAACGGUUUGAUCGAUGAUGGAGCAAGGAUCAGUGGGAAUGUAAAUUGUGUGAAAUUAAGAAGGGGUUUGCCAUUGAUUCGGCUUGGCGACUCCUGUAAUCCCCAUGUUGUGGGACAUUGUUUGGCAUUGGGCACUGAGCAGAGUCCAUAAUCUCUUGGUUGUGAGAUCUUCUCUUUCUGGAGUGGAAUCUAGAGUUUUAGUCGUGGUUGUUGUAAUGCUAGAAAUUCUUUGCAGGACUUGGAAUGCUAGACUGGGUGUUCAUUUUUUGGUUCUCGUGUAAUGAGUUUACUUUACGAUACAUGUAUGUCGGGUCUAUACUUUCAGAUGAAUAUUGUCAA